Messenger RNA from Dendrobium catenatum, 1845 nucleotides. RefSeq names its product anthranilate synthase alpha subunit 1, chloroplastic-like. Gene Ontology annotation, molecular function: anthranilate synthase activity. The transcript is spliced from 11 exons. Gene Ontology annotation, biological process: L-tryptophan biosynthetic process. Lineage: Eukaryota; Viridiplantae; Streptophyta; Magnoliopsida; Asparagales; Orchidaceae. The record is from RefSeq and is a predicted model, not a curated record. The coding region runs from base 1 to 1845 and encodes 614 amino acids.
AUGGAAACCCUAGCUAUCUCUACCCGAUUGCCAUCGCCGACUCUCCAUCUCCAGUUCCGAUCCCCCGCCGCCGGUGCUUCCGCUGUAAAGAACCCCUUUACGGCUUCGCCGAUUUCCCUCCGGCAUCACCAUCGCCCGCUUCUACCCUCCCUUAGACGCGCGCUUUCUCCUCCUCCCUCCGCUCUCUUAGAUGACAAGGAGGAGGCAGGGAGAUUUAAGGAAGCGUCGAAGAAUGGCUGCAAUAUGGUGCCGCUGUACCGAUGCAUUUUCUCCGAUCACUUGACGCCCGUGCUCGCCUACCGCUGCCUAGUAAGGGAGGACGAGAGGGAUGCUCCCAGCUUCUUGUUCGAGUCAGUGGAGCAAGGUUCUUUAGGAACCAAUGUGGGUCGCUACAGUGUAGUGGGAGCUCAACCAGCGAUGGAGAUUGUGGCAAAGGAGAAUAGGGUGUCUAUAUUGGAUCAUGGAGCAGGCUAUAAGACUGAGAAAACAAUGGAGGACCCAAUGGAAGUUCCUCGAACAAUCAUGGCGGGUUGGAGUCCACUGCUCAUUGAUGAUCUCCCUCACACAUUUUGUGGUGGAUGGGUAGGAUAUUUUUCUUAUGACACAGUGCGAUAUGUGGAGAAGAAGAAACUUCCUUUCUCUCGUUCGCCAAAGGAUGAUAGAAAUCUCCCAGAUGUACAUUUAGGCCUCUACAAUGAGGUGAUUGUGUUCGAUCAUGUUGAAAAGAAAGCAUUUGUCAUUCAUUGGGUUCACAUUGAUCAAUAUUCCUCCGUUGAGGAUGCUUAUAAAGAUGGGAAGAACAAGUUGGAGAAUUUGCUAGCACGGGUACACAAUAGAGUUGUACCAAGGCUCAGUUCUGGUUCGGUUAAAUUGCAAACUCGCCAAUUUGGCAGUUCCUUGAAGAUGUCAUCCAUGACCAAUGAAGCAUACAAGGAAGCUGUUACGAGGGCAAAAGAACACAUUCUUGCAGGAGAUAUCUUCCAAGUGGUCCUGAGCCAGCGGUUCCAAAGGUCUACAUUUGCUGAUCCAUUUGAAGUGUAUCGUGCAUUAAGAAUUGUGAAUCCAAGUCCCUAUAUGACUUAUUUGCAAGUGUGUAUUCCCUCUUUCAAAAUUUCCAUUUUUAUCGAUCUUAUUUCCGCAAGGGGUGCCAUCUUAGUAGCAUCAAGCCCUGAAAUUCUUACUCGAAUGAAGAAGAAGAAGAUCGUGAGCCGACCACUUGCCGGGACUAUUAAAAGAGGCAAGACAAUCGAAGAAGACAAGAAACUUGAAAAGAUACUACUAAGUGAUGAGAAGCAAUGUGCCGAACACAUUAUGCUUGUCGAUUUAGGGCGUAACGAUGUCGGAAAGGUCUCAAAGCCAGGUUGUGUCACAGUUGAGAAGCUUAUGAAUGUCGAAAGAUACUCCCAUGUGAUGCACAUUAGCUCCACGGUUACUGGGGAGCUGCUUGACCAUCUCACAUGCUGGGAUGCUCUACGUGCUGCAUUGCCAGUAGGAACAGUCAGUGGAGCUCCUAAGGUAAGAGCCAUGGAAUUGAUUGACGAGCUAGAGGUGACAAGAAGAGGGCCGUACAGCGGCGGGUUUGGAGGAAUAUCUUUGUCCGGUGAGAUGGACAUCGCACUUGCUCUCAGGACCAUCGUCUUUCCCACUUGCGACCGUUACAACACUAUGUACUCCUACAAUCACAUUCACCGGCGGCAAGAAUGGGUGGCGCAUCUCCAGGCGGGCGCCGGCAUAGUGGCCGAUAGUGUUCCAGAUGACGAGCAGCGCGAGUGCGAGAACAAGGCCGCAGGUCUUGCUCGCGCCAUUGAUCUUGCAGAGUCAGCUUUUGUGAACAAGGACGAUUAG